This is a messenger RNA of Danaus chrysippus (African queen), 537 nucleotides long. The record is from the annotation of a GenBank genome assembly. NCBI's taxonomy places the organism in Eukaryota, Metazoa, Arthropoda, Insecta, Lepidoptera, Nymphalidae.
UUGUCUUCUUGUUCAGUCAAUGAAGAAGGCUUCAAACAUCAAAUGUACGCCAUGUACUCCACGCCGACAUGCUACCUGCAGACGACGCACCAGGAGAAUUUUGUCAAUGAAGAAGGCUUCAAACAUCAAAUGUACGCCAUGUACUCCACGCCGACAUGCUACCUGCAGACGACGCACCAGGAGAAUUUUGUCAAUGAAGAAGGCUUCAAACAUCAAAUGUACGCCAUGUACUCCACGCCGACAUGCUACCUGCAGACGACGCACCAGGAGAAUUUUGUCAAUGAAGAAGGCUUCAAACAUCAAAUGUACGCCAUGUACUCCACGCCGACAUGCUACCUGCAGACGACGCACCAGGAGAAUUUUGUCAAUGAAGAAGGCUUCAAACAUCAAAUGUACGCCAUGUACUCCACGCCGACAUGCUACCUGCAGACGACGCACCAGGAGAAUUUUGUCAAUGAAGAAGGCUUCAAACAUCAAAUGUACGCCAUGUACUCCACGCCGACAUGCUACCUGCAGACGACGCACCAGGAGAAGUAA